AUGUCUGAGAGGAGGUUUUCUCAGGAGGAUGACUGCUCAUCUCUUUUGUCUCGGCUCGGUUCAGACUCUCCUCGUCCUCGGAUGAAGUAUGGAGGGAUGUUCUGUAACGUGGAAGGAGCUUUCGAGAACAAGACCCUGAACUUUGAGUCGUUCAGUCCACAGACACAGAGACGUCAAACUGUUCAAACUCGAACCAACAUCGAUGAUGUAGGAGAAGCAGCGAGAGGAGGAGGACAGACAGUGGUGUUUCCCUCCAACCAGGAAAACUACGGCAAGAGACAGAGUGACCGUCUAAUCAUCAAAGGAGGAAAGAUUGUCAAUGAUGACCAGUCGUUCUAUGCGGAUGUCUACGUUGAGGAUGGGAUCAUCAAACAGAUCGGUGAGAGUCUGAUCGUCCCGUCUGGUGUGAAGACGGUUGAUGCGUAUGGUCAGCUGGUGAUCCCCGGAGGAAUCGAUGCCAACACCAACCUCCACGCUCCGCAGAAAGGCAUGAAUCCAGCCGACGACUUCUACCAGGGAACCAGAGCUGCCCUGUCCGGAGGAACCACCACCAUAAUGGACCACGUGCUGGUGGAGCCAGGGACUAGUUUACUGUCAGCGCUCGAUCAGUGGAAAGAGAUGGCGGAGCAGAGGGCGUGUUGUGACUUCUCACUCCACCUGGACAUUACUCGGUGGCAUGAAGGGCUGUAUGAGGAGCUGGAGACACUCGUCAAAGAUAAAGGUGUGAACUCCUUCCUUUUCUUCAUGGCCUACAAAGAUAAAUACCAGAGCUCUGACUCUCAGCUCUACGAGGCGUUUGGGGUCCUUCGGGAUCUUGGAGCCAUUGCUCAGGUCCAUGCUGAGAAUGGUGACAUCAUUGAUGAGGAGCAGAAGAAACUUCUGAGCGUCGGCCUCACUGGACCUGAAGGACAUGUUUUAUCUCAUCCUGAAGACGUGGAGACGGAGGCGGUGUAUCGGGCUAUCACCAUCGCCAAACAAGCCAACUGCCCACUCUACAUCACCAAGGUGAUGAGUAAAUCUGCAGCUGAUGUCAUCGCUAAAGCCAGGAAGAAAGGUAUCGUGGUGUAUGGGGAACCAAUCACAGCCAGUCUGGCCACUGAUGGGUCCCACUAUUGGUCCAAAGACUGGGCCACAGCAGCAGCCUUCGUCAUGAGUCCACCCCUAAACCCUGACCCUUCAACUCCACAGUACCUGACCUCUCUCUUAGCAUGUGGAGACCUUCAGGUGACUUCCAGUGCUCAGGCCAGUUUUUCCACUGCCCAGAAAGCCAUUGGUAAAGAUGACUUCACUUUGAUUCCAGAGGGCACCAACGGCAUCGAGGAAAGGAUGUCAGUGGUCUGGGAUAGAGCUGUGGCCACAGGGAAGAUGGAUGAGAAUGAUUUUGUUGCAGUAACAAGCACCAACGCUGCAAAACUCUUCAACAUUUACCCACGCAAAGGACGGAUUGCUGUUGGAUCUGAUGCCGAUAUCGUCAUUUGGAACCCGAAGGAAACUCAAACUGUUUCUGCAAAGACUCACAACCUGACGGUGGAAGUUAACAUUCUGGAGGGUUUGGAGUUUCGAGGUGUGGCAUCUGUGGUCAUCAGUGGCGGUCGAGUUGUUCUGGAAGAUGGAAAACUCAGUGUGACAGAAGGUUUGGGUCGCUUCGUCCCCAGAAAAGCUUUUCCAGAUGCUGUCUACAAGAGGAUCAAAGCCCGCAGCAAGAUGGCAGAGGCCCGUGGUGUCCCUCGUGGGAACUAUGAUGGUCCAGUCCAUGAUGUCAUCAGUAUGACAAAAUCAGUCCCGCCCACUCCAACAACCAGGCCCCCCCCAUGUCCAAAGACCCAGACUGGCCCCCGGAACCUCCACCAAUCAGGAUUUACUCUCGCAGGGAGUCAGAUUGAUGACCAUAUACCUCGUCGCUCUGCUCAGAGGAUUGUGGCACCUCCUGGUGGACGGUCUAACAUUACAUCUUUAUCAUAAAGCAACAGCAUCCCACCUGUCACCUUGGUUUGUCUAACAAAGUACUGAAGUGUCCCUUCUUGUCCAAAAUACAGUAGAGUCUUACCACAACUUUAAAACUAGUACUACAUCUUAUACUUGUACUUAAACAUUGAGCCCUGUACUACAUCAUAAUGUCAUGUACAUAAACUCCAAUACGACUGUCUGACUACCUGUAACUGUAAAACUUCAGCUACUACUGAGCCCUAAAACAACCCCUGCAGCUAAGCAAGAGGCUGAAUAAGGCCAAAUAACAUUACUACAACUUGUAACUUAACCCUCAAAGCAACAAUUAGUUAAAAGUCCUCUAUAACUCUAUCUCUGGCACCAAAUUCAAUCUAGAACAAUGGAAUAGAAACAUAAUGUAAUAGAUGUAUGUAUUACAUACAAUGCAAAGGGUUUUUGUAAUUUAGGAACCAAUUAUUUGAAGAGCUUCAACAUCUUCUCAUCCAUCCUGAAACUCAUCCCUUUUCUGAGCUCUUAUAGAAACAGUAGUCAUAGUAGUAGACGUACUAGCAGUAGUGGAACAGAGAACUUACUUCCUGUUUUCAGUGUUCUUUGAUUAGAAUACAGACAUGUUCAUCAAAACACACCUAAAUAACCACAAGGCUCCAGGCUUGCUUUGACACAAUGGAUGGUGAAGUGGAAGCCACCAGGCUUCCGCUUGUUCCCAGGUGUUUUUCAUUGACAGACAGCAUGUCAUUGUAAAUUAAAUCCAUUGUGUCCUGAAUCUGCAAUAGUGAGAAUGAACACAUGUCUCUAAUCUGUAAACUGAUCUCUGAUCUGUAGUUCUUCUUUAGUGACGUGUUUAGUUCUUGGUCUGAUCGAGCUGAACAGGACCUGGUAGCCAUUAAUGAAGUGGAUGAUCAGUCUUUGAAUUGAUAACAUUGCUAACAGACUGACACCAUUAGCCUUCCUAUCUCUGUGGAUGGUGCUAAUAAAUCCAGUAGUAGCCUGCAAGUAGCAAAAUCCACCCCUUCAUCACCUCCUACAGUCCCAUCAAGCCCUUCAGUUUCUUUAACUCCUUCAAUCCCUUGGAGCCCUAACAGGAAGUCAACAAUGUGAAAUAUCCAACACAAACAACCGUUUACUCUUAUCAUGGAUGUAUUUUAGUGACUGCAUGUGGAACUGCCCUCCAUUCACCUCGACUGCUCAUUAGGGUUACCGAUGAUCUGUUAUAAUUAGUAAUUAUUGUAAACUUUUACAAAGUAAAAAACAUAAAUAAAAAUAAGACAAAGGAAGUCAUCUGUCAGCAUGUGGUCAGUUUCUGUUAAAGUGUUAAAGAUUGUUUUAGUUUAAAGUGAGUAGAAGUUGACCAGCUAACCUCAUCCUGAGUCCACAUCAAUGUUGUUUUAAACUGUUUGACCCCUGACGGCCCUGAACAACAAACCUCCACUGGUUGGUACAUCCAUCACCUGAUGCUGCUGUCAAAGGGUCAGCAACAUCCACCAUGACCUCUGACCCAAUUGCUGAUCAUUUUUAACAGUGUGUUUGAUUUGUAAUAAAAUCAUGAUCAUUUUGUAUUUUUACAGUUUUUGUAUCCUAGCAAUGUUAGCAUCAAUUAUCAUAGUGCCUGCAGACCACAGUGGCCAUGUUGGUACUGAACUGUUUCUGUGGUAGUCAGAGUCACAUGUUGGCACAGUUUUUACAAUGUAGUGACACUACAGCAGCAAUUGCUUAGCUUAGCUUUGCAUAAAGCACAGGGUGGUGUUCAACAUGGUGGCUGUGUUCCUGCAAGUUGAAAUGUUUCUGUCCCAGUUGGUUGUGUCUCCGUACACAGUGAUACAGACAUGGCAGUGUGUAUGUGAGUGUUACAUCUGUUGUUUUUGUCUGUGGUGAAUGUAAAACUGUUUCCAGUUGUGAUGAGAGAUGCACGAAUAAAGAGAAGAGAAAACAAA
Mugil cephalus (flathead mullet) is the source of this 3878-nucleotide messenger RNA. RefSeq names its product dihydropyrimidinase like 4 (gene dpysl4). The record is from RefSeq and is a predicted model, not a curated record. Bases 1 to 1962 code for a protein of 653 amino acids. Gene Ontology annotation, cellular component: cytosol; cytoplasm. The transcript has 15 exons. NCBI's taxonomy places the organism in Eukaryota, Metazoa, Chordata, Actinopteri, Mugiliformes, Mugilidae. Gene Ontology annotation, molecular function: hydrolase activity, acting on carbon-nitrogen (but not peptide) bonds, in cyclic amides.